AUCUUUUUCCUCGCCCAGUGAUGGCAUUCCACGAUUGACUGCUUGUUCUCUUUCUCAACUCUUCCCUCGCCUUCCAUCUUGAUUAAGCUCCUGAAUAUCUACAGACUCACAGGGCAGAAGAUGUACAAGGCCUCCAUAGUUUCUACUGCCGCCAGUCACUCGUAUGCUGCUGAUUCCUCCUCUUGGAACUACUCUCUCUUUGAAUGGGUCAUUGCUCACGAUGCCUUAACUUCUCUUGGCCAAGAAAGCAGCUCUCCUGCACCCAGUAAGAGUUGCCUCUCCAGACGGUGGACACAGGUCGAGCAUGAUCGAUUCUUACAAGCUCUCGCCUUAUUCAGUCUACCAUCCACUGCAUCGUGCAAGGAGGGAGGGAAAGGCCUCGGGCUGGGUCGAGGCGUUGCAACUAAAAUAGCAGACUACGUAAUGACAAGGACAGAAGCGCAGGUGCGGUCGCAUGCACAAAAAUAUUUCAUGCAGCUGAAGGCAAUGCGAGACAACGACGUGAUGAUUGAUUAUGAAAACCAAUACUUGGUUCGUCAUCAGCUGUCGUGCGAAGAUCCGAGGAGGAGAGUAUCUAGAACUUAAAACUUCAGAGUUGCGGAAAUGCCUAUGUUCAAGAAUAUCUACCUGGCUUACCAACAUAAGAGGGCUGGCAAUUCACCAAAGCACAACGUGAGAAUGUCAGUUUCAAAGCUGCUGAGCGACAUCAUUGAAUCCAGCGCUCUCUCAGUCUUAUUUACAUAAAUUAUGCCAAUUU
Guillardia theta CCMP2712 is the source of this 757-nucleotide messenger RNA. RefSeq lists its product as hypothetical. The record is from RefSeq and is a predicted model, not a curated record. The annotation marks the transcript as partial. NCBI's taxonomy places the organism in Eukaryota, Cryptophyceae, Pyrenomonadales, Geminigeraceae. The transcript has 2 exons.